Impatiens glandulifera is the source of this 3355-nucleotide messenger RNA. RefSeq lists its product as uncharacterized. Lineage: Eukaryota; Viridiplantae; Streptophyta; Magnoliopsida; Ericales; Balsaminaceae. The transcript has 5 exons. Bases 443 to 3271 code for a protein of 942 amino acids. The record is from RefSeq and is a predicted model, not a curated record.
ACAUAAGCUUUUAGACAAAAUCUGAACAUGAUAAGCUAGCAAGCACAGAAGGUACUUAGCAUAAACACAUCAAUUCUUUGAUGAAUGUCAAUUAACAGCUUUGCAUCAACUCUUUUAGAAAUUCUGAAACGUCCCUCUCACAGCAGGUUCCACAAUCCCCCUUACUUUCUCUGCUCCAGUCUUUUUCACUCUUCCCUUCUUCUCCCUCCCCCUCUUCUCUCUCUCUCCUAAAACUUUCCCGGCCCCUGCAAGCUGCAACUCUCCCCUAAAAGCAUUCAAAGAUCCCUGCAAUUCCCAAAUCUUAUAUAUCUUCCUCCUUCAGACAGCGAACCGAGCUCCUAAAUCUGUUCCCUCAGAUUAUAAACUGUUCCAAAUUCUCUCUUAAAUUCCUCCAUUUUUCUUUCUUUCCUUCCUUCUUUCUUCAUUUCAGUUCUUACCUCCAAUGGCCGACAACAAGGGCGGAGAUUCCACCAAGAACCUGCCUGACCAAGUUCGAUCUUCCUCCUCUCCAGACAACAACCAACAAUCCACAACAGAUCAUACUAGGCAAGUUGCCGUCGGUGCUCAAUUUCUUAUCUCUCCUUCCACUAAUUUUGAACCGGCGAAUCCCAAACGCCCUAGAUACACCGCAGCUCAAUGGAAGUCAUUACCCUCUCCUCCGCAACCUCCUCCUCAAGCUGCCGGUUCUUCAUCAGAAACCACACCCUCUCCUUCUCAUUCGCAUUCUCCUAGACCUUCUUCACUAGAUAUAACAAUCAACAAGCCUGAAGGGGAUCAACAGCAACAACAGACUCAUCAAGCCCAAUUCCGCAAGGGUAAAUACGUUAGCCCAGUUUGGAAGCCCAACGAGAUGCUCUGGCUAGCCAAAGCAUGGCGGAUCCAGUACCAAUCAAUUUCCUCAGAUGGCCUGUCAGCCGCCGCACAGUCGCGGGGGAAGACGAGGGCGGAUAAAGAUAAAGAAGUUGCGGAGUUCUUAAACCGGCAUGGUGUGAACAGAGACGCGAAAACAGCGGGGACGAAGUGGGACAACAUGUUGGGUGAGUUUAGGAAGGUUUAUGAAUGGGAGAGAGGAGGAGAGAGAGAUCAUGUCGGAAAAAGUUAUUUUAGGCUUUCUCCAUACGAGAGGAAGAUGCAUAGAUUGCCUGCUUCUUUUGACGAGGAUGUGUUUGAGGAACUGUCGCAUUUCAUGGGUUCUAGAGUGAGAACACCCCAGACCAGGUCCGGCGGCAUUGCUCUCGGAGUGGGAGAAUCUGCACUAAAAGCUCUCCUUCCUCCUCCUUCUCACGUAUCUCCACUAUCUUCUAGAGAUGACCAAGAACUCUCUAUCCAUGUGGCAGGUAGGGGAAAGCAAAUGACAGUGGUUAGCGGCGGGAUAGAAGGUUAUAAUUAUAUUCCGGUAGGAGGAAGAGGGAGCUUGGUAGGGUUGGAAGGUUCACAAGAAUUAACGGCGGCGGCGGCGACGUCACUCCGGCGGAUAGGAAAGAUGAGAAUGAUAUGGGAGGAGUCAGUGAGUCUGUGGGCGGAGGAUGGUGAGACACACAGAGGGAGGGUAAAGCUUCAAGGGUCUGGAUUCUUGAACGCUGACGAGUUGACAUUCUUGGACGAUUCGAUGGUCGCAUCGCCGAUGGAAGCGUUUGAAGAAGGAAGUCUUAAAGGAUUCUCUGUUGAUAGAUUCGUAUCUGGACAGCAACUCAAAGUCUUUGGCAGAAGAAAGUCAUCUUCGUCUCCUACCCCUUCUGGUAGUUCCGGAAUCUCAGGUUCCUACGACAGAGGUCAAUUCUCAUCUACAGAACCCUUAUCUACAAUCAGAUCAACCGCUGCUUGGGAAACUCAAGACCUUACAGAAUACUACAUAGGCUGUCUCCGAUCACCUCCGUGCACUCUUCCAAGUCUGUUCGACCUCUCCUGGCAUUUGCAAGAGCCCCCAUCAGAAGACCUACGUUUCCCUAUUCGCAAAGACAUCUAUAGGGACUUGCCAUCAGGUAAGGAACUCUUCUUCACAACCUCCCCCUCCACAGACGUAAUCGAUUGCAGAAGCAUCAUGUUUGACCUAAUGGCUCAUGUUUUUCGCCAAAAUCCAACCGUUGGUUCAUCAAGCCGUGAAUCGUAUAUCGGGCUAUGGGACGACUGUAUCAAUAAAGUCGUGUCUAGAUUCAGCCCGGCCGAGUUCAUUCUAGUGCGUAAACCUUCGUUAAUGCCAUCAUCCAAUCAGACUAUCCAAGAUCAAUGGCCCAAUGUGGCGGGUUUUGUUAAAAACCUAUGUUUAUGGAGGGGGGAAGAAUGUGACCGAUUGAGAGAAGGUUGUCAAGACCCGUCUUCUACUAUUGUGGACAAGUUCCUAUGGACAUACAUUGAUCUUCCUUAUGUGUUGGGUUACUAUGCGGUGGGCUGCACCGUUACAUUUUGUGCUCUCUCCCGAACGUCUCAUGAUCGUUCCAUUGUCAGGACUGAUUUAUACACUCUCGACUUAUCUUCGCCAUCGGAUCGAUUGAAAGCUAUGGUUCCAUGUUGGAGAAUCUCGGGGCUAUUGACUUUGUUGGCCGAUCGAUGUAUUACCUAUUUGAACAAUAUUUCCAUAAGCCAUAGUAAGAUCUUUCCUUACACCGAUUUUGAACGAAUUGAAUUGGGUAACGGAGACAUAAUCGAAAUGACACCAAACACGGUUAGCAGGACUUUCUCGGGCAAGAGAAAGUGGUUGGCGGUCAAGGAAAUAUACGAUUUCCUUGAACAUCGCAUUCCACACGCCGAAUAUAUGGUUCGGUCGUGUGAGGACGAUCUUUCUAUAUCGCUGAAGCCGAGAGGUUGCAGAUUCAAGCCUACAAACUGCGAUCAACUGAUUGAGGCUCUAAAGUACGUGACCAAGGCUUUGGUUGCGUUACACGACUUGUCGUUCAUGCACCGAGAUUUGUGUUGGGACAAGGUGAUGAGGCGAAACGACAGGGAGAGCGAGUGGUUCCUGGCGGGUUUCGAGGAGGCGGUUGGGGCGCCGCAGAUAUAUCCGCACAACGGUGCGAGUGGAAGGAACGCGCCGGAGAUGGGACGUGGGUUACAUACUGUGAAAGUAGACUUAUGGGGUGUGGGAUAUCUAGUAAAGACUUGUGGGCUGGCCGGCGUGCCGAAGUUACUGAAGGAGUUGCAGAACAGGUGCUUGGACCACAACCCAGAACAGAGGCCGACGGCGGCCGACUGUUACCAUCACCUCAUGCAAAUUCAGUCGUCAAUGUCGGCUGCUGCCGUUGCGGCGGCGGCGGCGGCGGGUGGAAGUUAUUGAAAGGCAUUUUGACUUGUCUGGACAGAAGAAAAGAUAGAAUAGUCAGUCAGAGAUUUUAAUUUCAUUUGGGGGGUGACACUGUUA